Molecule: messenger RNA, 4062 nt
Organism: Mytilus californianus (California mussel)
Lineage: Eukaryota; Metazoa; Mollusca; Bivalvia; Mytilida; Mytilidae
Exons: 5
Coding region: 1-3852 (1283 amino acids)
Cellular component (GO): membrane
Molecular function (GO): hexosyltransferase activity
Source: RefSeq, a predicted model, not a curated record
AUGGAAGACAGAUUUGGAAGAAAGGACUUACCUCAUGUUAUAAGGAGACAACUGCAAGACCUUCGUCAAUUGCCAGAGGAACCUCUUGAUGAGUAUGCAGAGAGAACACAGGAUCUUGCAACUGAUGGGUUUCCAGGAACACCUGAUGAUUUUAUUCCGAUAGUUGCCACUGAUGCAUUUUUGAAAGGCUGUAUGGACAAAAAGGCAGCUCUAACAGCAAUGGAUAAGGAUCCUGAUAGUUUGGACAAAGUGCUUAAGUAUGUAAGGAGUGUUGUUACCAAUCAGAAAGUUAUUUUAGGAAAUAAAAAGCCUGAGGUUAAAAGGGUGACAUUCCAUGAAACAGAAACAGACAUGUAUAACUCACAUGGGGAUCAUGAAUCCACCACAAGUGUAAGAGCUUUGUACAGUAAAGGAACAAGUGAUACUGAUUUAACUUACAAACCCAAAGUCAAAGGUAACAUCAUACUAAAAGGUGCUGGAGCUUGUUCAGAAAUAAAAGCAGGAAUAGCAGAAAAUCUAGUCACAUUAUUACUGAAGUUCCAAGAUAUUUUCGCUAAGGAUGACCUGGAUAUUGGACUUUUCAACGGAGAUAUCCAACAUACGAUUGAUACUGGAAGUUCUCAUCCUAUUAAACAGAAAAUGCGCAGAACACCUCUGGGAUUUGAAAAAGAAGAAGAAGAACAUUUACAGCAAUUGUUAGAUAAAGGAAUUAUAGAACCAUCUACUUCAGAAUGGGCAUCACCACCAGUCUUAGUUAGGAAGAAAGACGGGAAGCUCAGAUACAGCAUAGACUUCCGGAAGUUAAAUGACGUCACUGUAAAAGACGCGUUCCCGAUUUCGAACAUAGACACCUGUUUAGACGCAUUGAAAGGAACCGUUUUCAUGUCAACGCUUGAUAUGGCCUCAGGGUAUUAUCAGGUGAAGUUAGACGAAAAAGACAGACACAAGACAGCGUUUGUUACUAAAUACGGUCUAUUUCAGUAUACAAAACUUCCAUUUGGUCUAUGUAAUAGUCCUGCAACAUUCAGCAGAAUAAUUCAGCUUGUUCUUCAAGGCCUUACCUGGAAAGAAUGUUUAGCAUAUCUUGACGAUGUCAUUGUUUUAGGCAAAGAUUUUGAUGACCAUAUCUGUAGUUUAAGUGAAGUGUUUUCGAGGUUCCAGAAGUACAACUUAAAAUUAAAACCAAGCAAAUGUCAACUGCUACAAACACAAAUGAAGUUCUUGGGGAAAAUAGUCAGCGCCGACGGAGUUGCGGUGAAUCCCGACAGUAUAGGAUCUGUAAAGAAAUGGCCAACACCAAGGAACAGAAAAGAAGUGGAAUCCUUUAUUGGAUUCGUUAACUACCAUCGUGAUCACAUAGAACAAUUUGCUGAAACUGCGGAACCUUUACAUCGACUUACUGGUCCAAAGGCAGAAUUUGCAUGGAAUGAAGAACAAACACAGUCUUUUCAAAACCUUAAAGAAGCUUUGAUAAAUUCAGUGAUAUUAAGUUAUCCAACACCUGAUGACCUCUUUAUUUUAGAUACAGAUGCUUCACAAAAAUCUAUCGGGGCAGAAUUAAGCCAGAUACAAGAUGGAGUGGAAAGAACAGUAAGCUUCGCAAAUCGUUUUUUUGUUGUUGGUUAUACUGAAAGAACAAAGAAGUGUUUCAACUUCUUAUACGUAUCAAGUUAUAUAGAAAUGGCCAUUACUGAAAUACACUUAUUAAGGCUGAUCUUAGGUUUUCUUGUGUUGCAAUGGCUUUGUAUCAUUUUGCCGACUCUUUUAGAAACAAGGGUACCAACUGAAAUUGUAGAAAAUCAGAAUCUAAUUGUAUUAGUUGAUAAGGAAAACAUAAUUAAAGAACGAAAAGUGGACAAUAAGGACACCAUAAUAGCCAUUGUUGACGAAUACCUACAACAUCACGAAAAAAGGAAUGUCCGGAAAGCGGAAGUUUUGAAUAGUUUAGGAAUCACCGAGUGUAUUGGAUGUAAGAAGUUUGAUUUCAAUACACUGCUGAACACGGGAAGAUGCCUUUACAUGCCAAACAACAACCUUCAGAUAUUAAUUAUGAUUAUGAGUAAACCAACAAAUGUACUACAGCGUAAGACUAUAAGGAAUACAUAUCUGACUGAUCUUCAAAAGAAACCUUUAAAUUAUGUUUUCGUGCUUGGAAAAACGGAUGAUCCUAGGAUGGAAGAAAACAUCAAGAAAGAAAGUGAUUUUUAUAAUGACAUUGUGAAAUUUGAUUUCUUUGACAGUUAUGAAAACUUAACUAUCAAAUCGGUUAUGGCUUUCAAAUGGGCAGUAUGGAAUUGUGAGCAUGCGCGUUUUGUUUUAAAAGUUGACGACGAUGUUUGGAUAAAUACAGGCGCUUUAUUACGCGCAUCUGAAUCGUCUCCAUUCAUCAAUCAUAUAGGAGGUUUUCGUUACAAUGAUGCUGAACCUGUAAGAAAAACACACCACAAACAUUUUGUAUCAGAGCAAGAAUAUCAAAGUGAAAAGUUCCCGCCAUAUUGUAAUGGUCCAUCUUACAUAAUGACCAUGCAAACUGCAGAGGACAUUAGUAUUGUUGCUGAUUAUCUACCCGUUCUACACAUGGAAGACGUUUUCAUUGGUUUAUGUAUACAGACAUUGAAUUAUACCGUUACUCAUAACCCAAAAUUCCAUAGGUUUGAAGGAUACCAUCAUGCAUGUUACUACAAAUCUGAUGACGUUUUAACUUACCAUCAAAUACCACCUCCUUUCUUUAAUAUCAUACAGAGGAUUAAGUGUAACGAAAGGCAAAAUUUCACUCGCAUAUCUCCUGUAGACCGAUCACAACAGUACCAGUUGAUAAACAAAAAUUUAACAGACUUUUCUAAGAGGCCAAAAUGUGACAAAUGUUUUAACUACCAACAUUCAGUAUUAAUAAGUAAUAAUGUUUGUGACCUUGGAGUAUUUUACUUAUUUGUUUUAGUAUUUUCCUCAGCUACCAACAUUAAUAGAAGAAUAACUAUAAGGAAUACUUAUCUUAAACCAUUCAGACGACAGAAUCCUCAUCUGCGUUUUUUGUUUAUUAUGGGGAACAGCAACGAUGUGCGAGUAAAUACAAUAGUGAAGGAGGAAAAUAAACAGUUUCAUGAUAUUUUGAAAUUCAAUUUUACAGAUACAUACCUGAAUUUGACUUUAAAGACUUUAAAUGGCUUCAACUGGAUAUCUCGAAAAUGCAGAAAUGCAAGAUAUGUUCUAAAAAUUGACGACGAUGUCUGGCUUAAUGCACCGGAGUUGUUGAAAACACUACAAACUAAUGUUCCUUUUCAGCAUAUCGGAGGAGAAUGUCAUUUCAAAGGGCAACCCAUAAGAAACCCAGCAAGUAAAUAUUAUUUAUCACCUGAAACUUAUCCAUAUUCUAAUUUCCCAGCUUUUUGUGCCGGACCUUCAUACAUAUUACGUAGAAAUGUCAUCAACGAUAUUAUGCAAAUAUCGCGAGAUGUGCCAUUUUUCCAACUAGAAGAUGUUUAUAUCGGGAUGUGUUUAUAUUAUCUUGGAUAUAAAGUUACAUUUCUUCCUACUUUUAACACGUACACAAAAUUUCAGUUUCAUUGUUGGUUUAAAUCGGACAAAAUUCAAACAUUUCAUUCAGUAUCGUCUAAUUUUAUGACACAAAUUUGGAGAACGGAUUGUUCAAAAUAUUCUCACGAAUUGUGGAAACAAGGAUUUCAUGGUAAAAACUUUGGUACAUUCCAAAAAUUUCGUCCAUUUGACAGCGAAUUCAGAAAAGAUAUCAACCGCGAAAAGAUAAACUCAAUAGAAAGUGUCAGAAAAUAUAUACAACAUGAACUGGCGCCUAAAAUAAGAAAUGAUUACCAUCAAAAGACAAAUAGUACAUAGAGCGAAAUGAGAUACUAAAUGUUUUUUGUGACAUGAAACUAAAAGCUCAGUUUCGGUAGGUUGCAGAUAACAAACCAGACGAGGUCUAAGUCACCUGUUGAAGGUAACAUCGAGAAAUGUCGAUUUAUCUUAAUUUCAUCAAACUGUGCUUGCUAAAUGUGGAGAAACGUCGAGUAAUCAUACUUUCAUUAAAUUUUGCAUGCUUCAUAA